UACAAUAAUUUUGGAUACCCCUGGUGUUUUUCUAUGGAUAGAGCCAAAAUGACCACCUCUCAGACUGCUCGUUCGUUUAUAAUACUUUCGAUAAUCUCGGUUGUUGGGAUAUUAUAUGUUUUAACGCUAUUUCCAGAACACAAUUUAUUCUCCUGUUCCCAUAAAAUAAAUGAAACCACUAAUCAUAUAACACAACAAGAAGAGGAAGAUGAAUCUUUGAUAGACAGAAUCUUCCAGUAUCCCUUGGGGAUCGGCAUGAAGUAUUAUUACACUCCUUCUAUAAUUAAAAGAGAUGAUAAUAAUUCCUCAACUAGUGCCAGUUCAACUUUUACCAGUGAACAGUCGGCUACUGAAAGUAGUUUUGAAACCAGCACCAGUUCUUCUAGUUCCUCUAGAUCCGCAAGACCUUCUUCUACUGCGUCAUCUGCACCUCAAACAUCUUCGGGUACUACCACCAGGGAAACCACAUCCAGUUCUUCCGAACCAACCACCACUGAUAAUUCAACCAGUGACUCCAAUGAUUCUUCCACCACCGAUGAUUCCAAUGACUCUUCCACCACCUCCACCAACGACGCAUCUUCUACAUCUGAUGAUUCGUCUACGUCUGAUGACUCUUCCACUACCGACGAUGCAUCAUCUACAUCCGACGACUCUUCUACUACCGACGACUCUUCCUCCACUUCCGACGACUCCUCCAGUCUGACUAGCCACCGUCGAACAUCCAAAAGUACCAGUCUUACCACCAUUAGUUCCCAAAGUGAUGGUAAAACCGUGGUGGUAACCCAAACUUCGGUUUACACCGCCAAUUCGUCUUCUGAACCUUCGGCUUCCAGUGGGAAUAAUAAGAGUAAUAACGAUAGUGGCAACGGCUUGACCCGAACCAACAAGAUUGUCGUUGGUGUUGUUGUUGGGAUUGGGGCCCCAAUCCUUCUUGGUAUUGCUGCUUUAUUAUUCUACUUCAAAAAGAGAAACAGUAAAGAUUAUGAAAAUGGUGGAUGGACUUUCUGGAGAUCAAAUGAGAAAAAUGGUGAAGACAAUUUCCUCAAUGGUGAAUUGGGUGUGAGAGACCGUAAUAUCAACCAAGGAUCUAAUUUUUAAUUAAAUACCCUAAUUUAUGUAAUAGAAAUGUAUAACUAGACCAAUUAAUGUACUCCACGAUCUCCCCGUUUGCAGAUCCGUACCUUUUGCUCUUUGUUUUUUUUGUCUUCUUUUAUCGGCAUACGCACGACUGUGCCGCCUAAUGGAGUGGGCGGGCGCACGCCCGCCGUGUUCGUCCAGCCGACAAUUUUAUUCAUUAAUUUGUUGUAUUCGGUGUAUUUGUUGUAUUUUCAAAUAUUCAUAUACACUUGUGUACACUAAUACACUUAUAUACAUUUAUAUACACUUAUAUACAUUUAUAUACACUUAUAUACACUUAUAU
This is a messenger RNA of Hyphopichia burtonii NRRL Y-1933, 1420 nucleotides long. It is a transcript of the gene DFI1, whose product is annotated as Dfi1p. The record is from RefSeq and is a predicted model, not a curated record. Bases 49 to 1098 code for a protein of 349 amino acids. Lineage: Eukaryota; Fungi; Ascomycota; Pichiomycetes; Serinales; Debaryomycetaceae. The transcript has a single exon.